Nestor notabilis (Kea) is the source of this 1799-nucleotide messenger RNA. RefSeq names its product cholinergic receptor, nicotinic, beta 4 (neuronal) (gene CHRNB4). Gene Ontology annotation, molecular function: acetylcholine-gated monoatomic cation-selective channel activity; transmembrane signaling receptor activity. The transcript has 6 exons. Lineage: Eukaryota; Metazoa; Chordata; Aves; Psittaciformes; Psittacidae. Gene Ontology annotation, cellular component: neuron projection; synapse; postsynaptic membrane. Gene Ontology annotation, biological process: chemical synaptic transmission; signal transduction; monoatomic ion transmembrane transport. The record is from RefSeq and is a predicted model, not a curated record. The coding region runs from base 135 to 1592 and encodes 485 amino acids.
UACUGUCUGUCUCUUUCCAGGCAUUGAAUACCUCCAAGAUUCAGAUUUGCUUUAACAUCUCUUCCUUGUGCAUCCCUGACAACAGAGCUUAUUGCCAGCUGAAGAACAGUAACUCACCUCUUCUUGUUACUGCCAUGAGGAAUACGUGCACCCUCUUUCUCUUUGUAGUGAGCUCCUUUCAUUUUAACGGAAGCACUGCAGCAGACGUUGAAGAAAAGCUAAUGAACCACCUACUGAGUCCUGACAGGUACAAUAAAUUAAUCCGACCAGCUGUCAACUCAUCCCAGUUGGUAUCUAUAGAACUGCAUGUUUCCCUGGCACAGCUCAUCAGUGUGAAUGAACGGGAGCAGAUCAUGACUACAAAUGUCUGGCUGAACCAGGAGUGGGCUGAUUAUCGUUUGGCAUGGAAACCCUCUGACUAUGAAGGAAUAAACAGGCUGAGAAUACCUGUAAAACACAUCUGGUUGCCAGACAUCGUGCUUUACAAUAAUGCGGAUGGCACGUACGAGGUUUCACUCUACACAAAUGCACUUGUAAUGAGCAACGGAAGCAUUCGAUGGCUGCCACCAGCUAUUUGCAAGAGUGCCUGCAAGAUUGAAGUGAAGUAUUUCCCAUUUGAUCAACAAAACUGCACAUUAAAGUUCCGGUCUUGGACAUACGAUCAUACAGAAAUUGAUAUGGUGCUUAAAACUUCCAUGGCAAGCAUGGAUGACUUUACACCAAGUGGAGAGUGGGACAUUGUAGCACUCCCAGGGAGAAGAACUGUAAAUCCUUUGGACCCCUAUUAUGUCGAUGUGACAUAUGACUUCAUUAUUAAAAGGAAACCUCUUUUUUAUACCAUCAAUCUUAUCAUCCCCUGUGUGCUAAUUACAUCCUUAGCCAUCCUGGUCUUCUACUUGCCUUCAGACUGUGGUGAAAAAAUGACUUUAUGCAUAUCUGUGUUGCUUGCCUUGACUGUGUUCUUGCUCCUGAUCUCCAAAAUUGUCCCUCCAACAUCUCUAGAUGUUCCACUGAUUGGGAAGUACCUAAUGUUUACAAUGGUUCUGGUGACCUUCUCAAUAGUUACCAGUGUCUGUGUACUCAAUGUCCACCACAGAUCUCCAAGUACUCACACUAUGCCCCCUUGGGUAAAGCUGGUGUUCCUUGAAAGGCUCCCAGCCUAUCUGUUCAUGAAGCGUCCAGAAAAUAACUCCGCACAGCAAAAGCUGUGCAACCGCAAAAAGACAAAAGGAGAGAAGCCAGCAGACUUCUACAAGAACUCUACCUAUUUUCUGAAUACAGCCUAUGCCAAAAAAUACGAUACGAAAAUCACGGAGACUCCCGACAAUGUCAGCAGUCAUCGAGAGUUUAGGUUAAGAACAGGCACCAAAUUUUCUCCUGAAGUCCAAGAAGCAAUUGAUGGAGUCAGUUUUAUAGCAGAGCAUAUGAAAAGUGAUGACAUCGACCAGAGCGUCAUUGAAGAUUGGAAAUACGUUGCCAUGGUAGUGGACAGGCUGUUUCUUUGGAUAUUUGUCCUUGUUUGUGUCUUGGGGACUGUUGGAUUAUUUCUGCAGCCACUUUUUCAAAACCACACUGUUGCCAUGAACCCUUAGUUAUCAUUUAAAAUUGUCAAUACUUACAUAGAUGUUGGGUCUCAUCCUGCUCUCAAUUCCCCUCUGUUAAACCCACAGAGAUGCCAACUGAGUUGCUCUUACAUCAGAUUUAGAGUAGGGAAAUGGAAAGUAGAACUUACUGUGAUAGGAAAAAACCCCAAAAUUAAAAGAAAACUAUAAUUUUUUCCAAUGAAUUCAGUAUUCUGG